Molecule: messenger RNA, 4224 nt
Organism: Paramecium sonneborni
Lineage: Eukaryota; Ciliophora; Oligohymenophorea; Peniculida; Parameciidae
Source: the annotation of a GenBank genome assembly
AUGGGUGCAGCAUGUGCUAAUGCAAAAAUGAAUUAAACAGUUCCUAUAAUAAAGAUAACAAAUGGAGAAGAUUAAACAGAAUAAAAAUAAGAAAAUUAAUAAUAAUAAUAAAGAAGUACAUCUUCAAAAGAACAAAAACUUCCUAAAUUAAGCACACUUUCAAAAUAAGUUUCAAUUAUUUCAUCAGAUGGAAUACCAAUUAGAAAAAAUACAACAUCACGAAUGUCGAUUUCAGGUGAAGAAAGAGAAAAGAAACCUAAAAUCUAAGGAAAAAACUAAGGAUUAGAAUAAUUGUUAAAGCAAAGAGAAUUUAUCCUAGAGAAAUUUCUAAAUGAUAUUUAAUUAUUAGAAAAGUCAAUAAUGUCAGAUGUCAUUCAGAUGUUGAGAUUCUUCUUAUCUCAUUUAGAAUAAUCAAACAUUUAUUGGACCAAGUAAUUAAAUUUAUAGCUAUUCUUAGAGUUUGGUUAAUUAAUAAGAAUGAUUAUAGUAUUGUUGUUGGUUUUACUAAUAAUAUAGGUGAAUCCAGAAAAAUCAGAAUCUUAUUCACUAAAUAAAUCGAAUAAGUAGCAAAUCUACUGGACAACUAUUUAUUUUAUCAAUAAAUUGCAAGCUAUAAGAUACAUGAUUUUAGUUUCCGAUUAAACAAAAAACACAAUAAUUAUUAUGUAUUUUCUGAAUAAGAAUAUUGUGAUAUGUCUUUAGAGAAUAUAUAAUUAUAACCAGAAGAUAUAUAACCCUUAUUAGAAUAUCUCUUAAAUACUGUCUACUUUAUGCAUUAGAAUUUCUAUGUUCAUUCAGGGUAAUUCAUAUUUUUUAUUAAGAAUUAAGCCAUCCAAUGUUUACAUGAUUCAUCAUAAAUAAAAGGUAUUUAAAUUAGAUUUGAGUUUUUCUGCUUUUAGAUUCUCAAGACGACUUAUCAAAAAUAAAAUUAAAGAUUUUAGAGGCAAUCUUGUUAAUGAUUUAGAAGACAUUGCUAUACUUAUCAUAAAUUCAUUCUAUAAAGGUGCUGAUAUCAGAUAACAAUUAAAAUAAAAAAAUAUUGAUUUUGCUAAUAUCAUUGAUUCCUUGUAUUUAAAAUAGAAAAAUGUUAUCGAUUCAUAUAUCAAAGAUAUUAUACUUUUAUUAUACAGAAAUAGACAAUAUCUAUAUGAUCUUAAAGCUACUGAUUAUGUUUAAUUCUUGAAAUGUCAUUCUAAUCCUGAACUUACUAACAUUUUUUAAGAUACACCUAAUCUUAAUUCAAAUAAUAACAUCAAGACUGUACUCUUUGAAUAUUCUAAAAAUAAAGUUAUUUUUUAUAAUUUAACAUCAAUCAGAAAUCAAAAAUCAUACACUUAAUAUGAAUUAAUUGAUUAAAAUGGAUAAUAAAUUGAUAUUAUAAAUGGAAGUGCUUAUAUUUAAGAUAAUAAAUUUUAUUUUGCAUUUGAAAAUAUGAUUGGAAUGAUCACAAUCAAAUUAAGUUCAGAAUAACUUGAAGAUACUUUAGAAAUGCUUCAAAUCUCUCUUAGAUAAUAUUUGGCCACUAAAGAAUAACAAAAAAAAGAAAGAAUUGAUUCUGCUUAAAAAAAUUAUUAAUUACAAUUAUAAAUCAACUAACAUAGUCCUACUACAUAAAUUGAAGACUAAUUCAAAUUUAAAGACACUACUCAAACUUAAAAAUAACCUAAUAAGAAUUUUCAUGAUAGAAUUUAUUUCUCUAUCUAAAACUUAUAAGAAAUUUUUAGCAGUAUUGAUCUUGAAUCUAGAAAUUAUAUUACUGCUUAAUAAUUAUAUGACUUUUUAUAAUAAUAAACAGAUUCUAUUGAUAAUUCAUUACUUUAAUAACUUUUAUUUGAUAAAAUUUAAGAAAUUGUUCUAUUCUUCUCUGAUAAGAAUUUGACUUUUCAUGAAUUCUUAUAAAUAUUUUCAUUUAGAUCAAAACAACAAUUACCUAUUUAUAAAAAAAUUGUUAAACCAUUAAAACAAGUUUAAAAUGUAAAAUCAUUUACAAUUAUUAACAACACUGUACAUUAUUAUGAUGGCCAAUAUUUAUAUAAUGAUGAAAAUCAAACUGAAAUCCAAUACAAUCUAAAAUAUAUUAUUAAUAAUCAAAAUUAAUUAUUAAUUAUUGGUAUACAAGAUGGUUGUCUUCAAAUUAAUACUUAAUUCAAUUCAAUUCAAACUGAUGUAAAUAUAAAUUCAGAUUUUGCAUUUUACAAAUUUAAUGAUGUUUACUUCAUCACUUAAUAAGAUGAAAUUAUAUUGUAUUCUCUUAAAUUAAAAAAAAGUGUAAGACUUAAUGUUUAUGGAAUAAAUUCAUAAUGCAAUUUAAUUUACCAUAAAUAUUUUAUUCUUUAUUUAAAAAAUGAAAAUGUUUACAGAAUAUUCAUAUCAUAAGAUAAAUGGUGUAUUACAUCAUUUAAUGUUUUUGAAAUUUUAUUUGAACAUGGAAGAUUAGAUUAAAAAAUCAAAUUAAAGUAAAUUAGUACUAAACAAAAUUCAAGUGAUGAAUUAAUUGGAUAAUAUUCUAUUAACAAAGUUUAUUAUCCAAUUUCAAAUUAAAAUCCAUCACUAUUUAGAAUCUUAUCUGUUUCAAAAGAUUAAUAAAAUUAUUUAUUAAUUUAAAGAAUUGUGCAUGUAGAAUUUGAAUCUUUUGAUGAAUGCUAUUAAGUAUGUAAGUAUUUAGAUCCAUAUUUAUUGGAUUUCUUUUUGAGCAUGGAAUAAUUUGAUGGAAAAUUAAGAUUAAAUUAUAUUAUAGAAAAUUGUGAUCUUAUUUAAAAAGAAGAUUGUAAUUUCAAAUUAAUUAAAAGAUGCAUUAAUAAAUUAAAUGAACUAAAAUUGCAUGAUAUCUUUGUUUAAGAUAUGCAUCCAAAUAAUAUUUUUAUUACACCUAAUUCAGUUAUUUUUGCCUCUCUUAUUUACAAGACAAAUAUUCCUAGUAUUUAUUAAGAAAAAUCAGUACCAUUUAUGUCUUCAUUAGAGUAUAUGGAACCAAAAUCAUUUUUGGCAUAUACAUAAAAUUUGACUUAAAAUCAGAUAUUUAUUAAUCCUAGUAAAGCUAAUAUUUACAAUUUAGGAUUGAUAUUUUUAAGAUUACUUUCAAAUUAUCAAAUUAAAAAUACUAAAGAAUAAUAAUUUUAUUUAAUGGAAAUAAAUUUGGCUCUUUAAUAAUUUUAAUUCCCUAAUUUAAAACCAUUACUUGAGGAAAUGCUAAAAGAGAAUGAAGAAUAAAGAUAUGAUUCUUAUUAAUUAAUAUAAUUUAUUAGAAAAUAUUAAAAAUUAAAUUCAAAAGAAUUAUUUUUUACUUCACAACCACUAUAAUUAUUAGAAGCUUAAUAAUAAUAAACUUUAUAUGGAUAUUAAAACAAUUAAAUUUAUCAAUAUCAGUAAGUAUUUAAAAUAUAUACAAACAUUUUAUCUACUAAUUUAUAGGUAUUAUUUGUUUAAUCAAAUGAUGAAGGUUAAUUGAUUUUACUAGUUAAAUAAUUAAAUUAAAAGACAUUCAAAUAUAUGUUAUUAUAUAUUUCGUUGUCAUAGAAUCAUUUUGAAUAAUAACAACAGCAUUCAACAUUAAUUAUUGAAGAAUUAGUUAACUUUUAAAAAUUUGCAGAAGAAGAAUAAUAAGAUGAAAUUGAAAACCCUUAAUAGUAAAUAAUAUGGUAGAAUUGUUAAUAUAUCUAAUCUCCACAUACAUUAAUUAAAGAAAUUUAAGUUCCAAUAUUUGAUUUAUAAAAUGUAAAUGAAUGUACAUUUUUGAUAAAUGGAGAUGAAUUUUAUUUUUUUGGAUUUGGUAUAACUAAUGAAAUAAGAAGAGUUGGAUCCAGAGAUUGUUUUGUAUAUAUACCUAAAAGAAGUCUUUUUAAAAAAGUUGGAUAUAGAACAACUUAUUAUGAAGCUUAAAUAUUAGAUUUUGGUGAAUAUUGGUUGCUAUUCGAGAAGAUAUCUAUUAAUAAUAGAAUUAGAAUAUAAUAAAUUAAUAAAACCUCAUUUAUAUGUACUGAAAGAUAAAUAAAAUUAAAAAAGAGCAACCAAGUAUUUUAUUUUAAAUAUAUGUAAAAUAUUAUUGCUAUAUCUAAUAAUUUAUGUUGGUAUAUUAACAUUGAAGCAUUUAAAGCAUUUGAAAUAUAAUGUGAUAAUAUACCAUAAUCAAUAAUCUCAAUGCAAAACACUUAAAAUAAUACAAUCUUAACAUAGGAAGGGGUAUCAACUUUAUAAUUUGAUGGUAAUGUGUUAAAAGUAUAUUGA